Molecule: messenger RNA, 5873 nt
Organism: Solenopsis invicta (red fire ant)
Lineage: Eukaryota; Metazoa; Arthropoda; Insecta; Hymenoptera; Formicidae
Exons: 12
Coding region: 651-5252 (1533 amino acids)
Source: RefSeq, a predicted model, not a curated record
ACUAAUGGACACUGUGUUACACAGUGUCGACUUGUGUCGUAGCUGGAAAGCACCCACAGUUUAUCGAUGAUCAAUACGGUAUAUUUGAUCGUAAAUUUUUGCAGUGAAGUGUGAACCAGUGAACGCUCCAUUCUCCGACGCAUGCGCGUUCUUGCCUAUAAUGCCCCUGAAUGCCCCUUGCACAAUGCAAGUUCACAGUUCACACCCAUAUAUGACUGAGGCGCUGAUGUCGCUAAAUAUCGAUAGCAACGCUUGCGAUUCUCGAAGUGAGCGCUUGAAUAUUUUCGCGGUGAACGAUAGGAGGACGCAGGAAGAAAGGAAGAUGUUUGUUGCGAUUCAAUCCGCGAUUGAUAGUGUAAUUCGUGUGCCCUUAUCAUCUUCCAGACUUUUCCUUGAGAGAUACAUACGUGCAAUGUGUGUAUGCAUAUAUUUCUGGACGCAGGUUGACUCGCAUUUCUGAUGUUCUUGCUUGGUUCAACGAUGAGUAACAGAAAAAUAUGUGGCAGUGUUCUUCAAAGAGUUAGAGCGACGAGAACACACGCUUCCGAGUUAGAUGCGUAAAGGAUUUUAUCCCCAUUGAGAGAAGAAAUUUGUAAGCUUGGUUUUCAUUAAGUGUUAAUACCAACGUAUGUAUUAUUAAUCCAACAGACAUGGCAAAAGCAAGCAAAAAACACAUUUGGGUGAAAAAUAGUGACAAGUUAAAAGUAUUAUACGAUCAACUUCGCACAUGUACAGUUUUAUUACAUGACAUUGCUUUAGAUAAGGAUCUAGUUCAGCUUCAUCAUUUGACUUUCUCGAAAAAAAAGAAGGAAGAGUUAGAACAUAUGACAUGUAGUAACAUGUCUGACAAUUUGUCUAAUAAUGUAUGGAUGUCAAAGGAAAAUAUGUGGGAAGAUAAUACAGAGGACAAAACUACUCGUGUAACGAGAAGUCGUUUGAAAAGAUUAGCUCAAAAGAAAAGUGAAGAAUGUAACAAUAUUAAGUUUUCAGUUGACGUGCCGUACAAUCAAUUUUGUAAAAUAGUUCGACCAGAAUUUAUAACACAAAAACAGCAAGUAAAAUAUGAUAUUAGCGAAUCAUCUUUAAAUAAAAAUAACGACGAAAUAUUUAGCACAUCUUCCUAUACAUAUUGUAGUUCUGUACAAAAAAAGACUCUGUCAUCAAAUAGUAAAAAACCUAGUAAUGAAAGACCAAAUGCACAGAAGAGUAAAUUAGGAUAUAAAAGAAAGCUACAGUUUGAUAAAUCAGCUCUAUCUUCAAAUAUAAUUGACACAAAUAUAGAACAUGAGAAAAUUUCUGAAACAUCUGAAGACAUUAAAGCAGAUUUUAAAUCUAAUACAGCAGAUUUUUCUGAUAACUUUUUUACUACAUGUAACAAUAUAAAUGGAAGCGAAAGUCAAAAAAAUGCAACAAUAUGUUUGAGUAAGAAAACUAUGUCUCUCGUUACAUGUAAUACUGUAACAACAGGUGUUUUAGAAUCAAUUGCUUCAAAAUCUACUCCAAUAGUGUCCAAGACUAACUGUAUUACGAAAAUAGUACCUGAUCUGCUAACAAAUAACAAAAAAAAAAGUGUAAAUAAGACGAAUAAUAAACAAACAACAAAAAAAAGUUUACCGAAAAUAACUGAGGACCAUAUUUUACCGAAAGGUACAAUAAAAAUUAUGAAAGUAAAUACAAGUGACAAGAGCAGUGUCGAACAAAGUAGACUAGAACAAAAUGGAAAUAGUGAUACUAUUAACGAUGCGAAACAAGUUUCCUAUGGUGAUACAAUACUCGACUCUACAAAUAUUCUCACAGAAAAAAAAUAUGACACACUUAAAAUAAAUAGAUCAAUCAAUAUGUUAAAAAUAUCAGAAUCUACAUCAGCUUUUAACAAUAACAUUGAUUUAACAAACAAAAAUAUAGAUAAUAUUAAUCUUCACAGAAUUUCACAAAAAGUUGAUCACAAAAACUUGGAUUUUUUGAUAGAAGAAAAAAAUAACAUAAAUGUUAAUGCUGAAACGACAGGAAUGAAUAAAAACUACAUUUUUUUAAAUCACCAGGAACAAUCAAAUAGAUUAGAUAAUGAUGAGCACGAGAGUAACAUACAAGGUAAAAACAUAAAUGAAAACACUUCAAAUGUUAAGGAUAUAAACGAAAACUAUAAUAUCAACGGAUCGUUAAUUUUUGUUAGCAAAAAGAAGGUUGCAAAACAGAAUCGAAAGCGAGGAAUUGCAGAAGAAAAUACUGUAGACAUAAAGUUGAACAAUAAGAAAAAGAGAUUAAAUAGAACCGUUUGGCAAAACAGUGUAACAUGUGCUAAAUCAUUGGAUCACCAACAAUUUAAUAAUUCUUCAAGUAUCGAUAUGACAGUAUCAACAACAGAAUCAAAUAUAUCCGAGAAAAAUGAUGUUGAACAAAUAAAAGACUUACGCGAACGUUUGAAUAAAAAAAGAUCGAAACAAUUACCCGAAUUAUCGGUGUACAAAGAUAAAUUUAAGAACAAAAAUAGCGUAGGGCCAAUAGAUUUAAAUAAAAAAUAUGAAAAAAUAAUUACUCCAAUAAGUACAACAAAAAACGAGAAAAGACUCUCUUUCGAGAUAAAACCAACUUUUAGCAAAACUUCACAUGAAGAGGAAGAUAUCCAUAUAAAUUCAGUUUGCAGCAAUCAUACAUACAGUAGUAGUACAUUACUAAGCACGUCAGAAAACACACAACAUCUAAGUCAAAUAGAUAGAAGUAAUGAAAAUACUAAUGUACAAAAGAAACAUAUGAAUAAAAAAAAUAAAGAAAAUGACGAUUACGACGAUAAUGAUGAUGAUGGCGAUUAUAUUUCUCUGUUUGCAGAAUCAUUUGAUACAAAUUUCUAUGAAACUAUAUUUCUAAGUGAUGAACGAGUUAGACUGAAUAAAUCUCCACAGUCUGAAAUACCAUACAUAAUGACUACUAGUAGUUUUAAUAAAUACGUGAAGCAAAAUGCGACAGAAUUUAAUAAGGAGUAUGCAGAAUAUAUAGAAAAUAAUGAAAAAACAUUGAACAAAACUGAUGAGACAAAUAGACAAGUUAAUAAUAAAUCCAGACAGACUAUAAACACAGAUAUACCUGAAACAUUAAAAGUGACAUCAUUUGAAACAAAAAACAAAGAGAUAUCAAAAUCUCCAAAGUCAAAACAAAUUAAUAUUAUGAAUUUUUUCAAGGGAUAUUGUUUUUCUAUAUUGAAGAGAGGUACCUGUAAUAAGUCAUUAAUACAUUGUAAAUUCAAUCACAUUAUGCAGACUCUCAUUAAAAGGGUUUGUUUGUAUGAUCUUGGAGCAAUACUAGAUAUAAUGCAAGAAGCAUUGUAUCUUGGUUACAAUUUUUUUUGCACAACAAUAUAUUCAGAUUUAAUACAGAACUUAACUGUUGAUCAGAUUUUAAUGAUAUAUCAAAUGUUUUACGAAAUUCGUCCUGUUUCCUUAAAGGACGAGCUUACAAUGACAUUAAAAAUGCAGAUUACUGACAUUGUUAUAACAGAACUAUUGAAACGCCAAUUAUCGUUGAAAACGAUCGUGACUCGAAUAGUGGAAUAUAUUAGUUCCAUCAAAGAUUUAAACAAUCUCAUGAAUAUAUUAGUAUGUUUUGAAAAGUACAUCAAACGUGGUGAAUAUUGGAAUACCGCAAAAACUUUAAUUUUGAGGUUGCCACUGAAUAAACGUAUUAUCGAGAGAAUAUUGCUAGAAUGCAUAGAGAAUAAAAAAUCAAUUGACAUUCAAGAUGUUAACAGUAAUUUAAUAGACAAAGUUUCUCCUAUAUUAAUAUCACAAUUGGACAAAGACAUGUUGGAACGCUUUAAAAAUUUAUCAGCUGAAAAAGUUACAAAAAAUUCACAUCCUACAUUAUUAAUUCAAAAUUUUGGAGAAAACUCAGCGGAAACUAUUGCUUCUCCCGAUGGAAAUACAAAUAUAUUACAAACAGAAUUUCCAAGAUACGAUAUUUUUACAGAUAAAGCUAAAAUUAAAGACUUUGAAACCGAAGUAAACGGAGAAGCAUAUAUCAUGCGACCUAUUGAUGAUUUACCCGAAGCACGUUCCGUUUAUAGAGAUCAUAAACAUCUCUGGAAAUUUUAUGUUGAUUUAGACAGAUUUAAAAAGGGACUAUUACAUCAAGAUUAUGAUUACGUUAUUGAAAUUUUAAAAAAAUAUGCCGAAAAGCAGGAUGAAAAUACAUUAUUCAUUCGCUCUUGUUGUAAGAUACUUCAAACAGAGGUAAAACGUUCAGAGUAUCACUUAGCAAACAUCGUACGUCGUGCAGUCCACAUGGAUAUCUUCGGCGUUCUAGGUAAAAUCUUAUUUAACAUAGGAUUAAACAUUUUGACCAGUUUAGUGGACACGGAGGCCUGGGGGCUUGCACUGUGGUUGAUUCAAUCACUCAACGUACAUGAUUUACCUUGUAAUGCCGAUUAUUUUUUACUAUCGGCUGAGAUUUAUUUAGCUAAUAAAAAGGCAAUAAAAGCAUAUGAUUUACUUAAAUACAAAAAUAUUAUAUGUACUAGUCGUGAUAAGUGGUACGUUAGAAGUACCAUUAACGAUGAGCACGUACGGAACAAAAUAAUGUACAUACUAUUGGAUUCAUUUUGUAAUGAGUUUGUCGAAUAUGCUUUCUGCCUUUUCCAAUUUUUACUUAAAGAUCAAUGCAGUCAAUACUAUCCAAUAGAUUUAUCUCGUUACGUGGACAAGUUAAUAGUGUUAUUUUUGUCAAGAAAAGAUACUAAUUUAAUCACAGAGAUGGCCAAUUUAGUACUUAAAUAUACUUUUGCGUUAAAUACAGCGACGUGUCGAGCGCUAAUUUCAACAUUAAUUCACAUGGACGAAAAUCUAGCCAGGCAGAUAUACAAUUACGCAGAAGGUGUAGGUAUCUAUCCUGCUGUGAAGGUAUGGCCAAUAACAUACAUCAUUAUAAAUACUGAUUUGACAGAGGAAGAGAUAUAUCUUACAUUUUUACAAUUGUUAAAAAAUCUUAUAAUAAAUGUCGGUCACGCAAUUGAGUUUGUUAAACCACACCAAAUCAAAGUGUAUAUUAUCUUGGAGAUAAAAUCGAUUAACGAGCAGUUUUAUUGCGCAGAAUCGCAGAACUAUUAUAAUAAUAAAGUUAUUACAAAUAUAAAGACAUUAGUUAGAAACGUUUUGAAAAAACGAUUUAAUCCACCCAUAUUAUUAAUGCCAGGUAAAGGACGAAUAUAUAAAUUACAAAGCAGAAGUGUUAUACAUUAUUUACAGACCGAACAUUGUAAUUGAUAUCUGUAAUUGAUAUGUUUUACUUUUGGACAAUAGUGCAUUACGAGAUGCAAAUUAACAUCUAUUUAUUAAUAUCGAUGCACUGAUGUCCAGACCUCGUCCGAGAGACAUCUUUGCAACACGGCGAUAUCUCUCGGACAGAGUGCUGUAUGGGUAAUAACCAAUACUUUGAGUGAAAAUUUAAAAAGAAAGACAGUACUGAAAAGUGAGAUACAAUUCUAUUGAAAAACUGAAGAAAAAUGUUAUUUUAUGCCAUAUAUUUUUAUUGAAAAUCUUUUACAUUAUUUCUUAAAAUACGAGUUUAAACUGUUGUAAAAACACAAUUUUGUUUAUUAAUUUUUAUUAUUUUUUUAUAUUACAGACAUUUUUUGUAACUUUGUUAAUCAUUUUAUCGUGUAAAGACAUAAAUAUAUCACAUGUAAUUUUAUACAUAAAAAAAUUUUUAUCUAAACUUAUGAUUAUCUAUUUACUUUGUACAUGUAUAAAAUUAUACGUAAUAAACAAAGAUACGAGUAAAUAAAGUUAAGAAUAUUUGUACACACAUAAUUUACGUUAGUCUAUAUUUAACAGGUUUGAUAAAAUAAUACGAACGUAAACAUAUAAUUUCAAAAUUCCGUAAUA